AUGCGACUCCGCCACCCAGAGAACUACGUUUCACCUGCACAAACCCGCCUCUCCAACUAUUGCAUCGUCCGGCCCCUCUUCGCGACACGCUGCGAGGCGGUGCAGCCAUGCGUACCAUUCUGGCUCCCUCGGAUUGCCACCGCUACUGCUCUUUACCCACCACCAAAAUCAUCGCGUGCGCUCCUGCCCACCUGUUAUCUAUCGCUUCUGUAG
Messenger RNA from Bipolaris maydis ATCC 48331, 213 nucleotides. NCBI's taxonomy places the organism in Eukaryota, Fungi, Ascomycota, Dothideomycetes, Pleosporales, Pleosporaceae. The record is from RefSeq and is a predicted model, not a curated record.